Molecule: messenger RNA, 564 nt
Organism: Coniosporium apollinis CBS 100218
Lineage: Eukaryota; Fungi; Ascomycota; Dothideomycetes
Exons: 3
Coding region: 1-564 (187 amino acids)
Cellular component (GO): membrane
Source: RefSeq, a predicted model, not a curated record
AUGGUUGUCGAAAAGGACACCGCGCUGGGGCUGAGCGCACGGACGACGGCGGAGAGCUUCGGUGCAUGCAAGAUACGCCCGGCAGAACAAGAACCUACUCAGCUAUUACACAGAAGCGACAAUGGCAAGUCGAAACUCUACUCUCCUACCACGUCCUCGAACGACGAAGCGCGACUCCAUGCGCCUGGCGGCAGCCACUUCGUCCGCUUCCAGUACACACCAUCGAAUCCAGCUGACACGUCCCAGACAUCCCUCGAGAACAUCGCCUUCCUCCUCGGCGCCCUGACCGCCGGCGGCGGCAUAACCGGCUACGUGCGCACCGGCUCUGUCCCCUCCGUCGCCGCAGGCGUGAGCGUCGGCGCACUGUACGCCCUCGGCGGGCUCCGCCUCCGCAACCGCGCUCCUUACGGCGUCGAGCUCGCCCUGCUGGCGUCUCUUGUGCUGGCCGGCUCGAGCAUUCCGCGCGCGAUGAAGACGGGGAAGCCGCUCCCGAUCGGGUUGUCGUUGCUCGCGGCGUAUGGGCUGUUUAACUUUGGGAUGGCGUGGCAGAAUCGGAUGCGGUGA